This is a messenger RNA of Leguminivora glycinivorella, 1562 nucleotides long. RefSeq lists its product as uncharacterized. The record is from RefSeq and is a predicted model, not a curated record. The transcript is spliced from 6 exons. Bases 59 to 1075 code for a protein of 338 amino acids. Lineage: Eukaryota; Metazoa; Arthropoda; Insecta; Lepidoptera; Tortricidae.
CCUGCAUCAAGAGCUGCAGGCCUCGCUCUUCGGCCCUGGCGACCACCCCAAUGUCACUAUGCUGGAGCAUAUCCUCGUGACUGCCAUGAUAGUGGGGACGCUUGCGCUGAUGGUGCACAUCUGGGUGUGUCUGAUGCGGUUCUUCCAGUACUACCUCGACACCCUCAUCAGAGAUAGCCCGAACGUCCUACUAGAGAUGACGACAGCUGGUCUCCUUGGCUCAUCCCAGAAAGAGCUGGCUGCUCUCGGGCCACUCACCCGAUUCCUCCGGCAGCAGCAGCCACAGAUCCACAUCACGCUGUGCUGGCUGCUGGCGCUGUGCUACGCCGACUAUAUCAGGAAACACUACUGCACCAGAUUCAACCUGCCGUAUUUGGAACAGUGGCAAGAGGAGCUUCACGCGAUGGCGGGACGGCGCGCUCACGACGCUCUGUCGGCAGCGCACAGUUUCGCAGCGGUAGUGCGAUCACGCCUCCGCAGCCUUGCCCCGCAGCCGCCGACUAACGAGGCUCAUACAGUGUCACGGACAAGGGCUCCCGGACUGCCCUCAGCGGCUGCAGCUCGACGCUGGCGGGCCGCUGCCGAGCCAGCGAGGUGGAGAUGUGCGUGCAUGACGCCAGGGCAGUCUUCGCCGGUGACGAAUUGCAGAAGCUUCGAGCGUACAUCAAGGCGACGCGUUGUUCGUGCGCCGGCGCCGUUAGCAGCACUCGAUGCUCUGUCACUCCGGUGCCCACGCCACCCGGGGCCGCGUCCGAAACGCAGUCGUGCACAGGUGUACGGUCCGCCACAACUAUCUCCUUCGCAGAAGAGUCUCUUAUACGUAGGCGGAGCAACACGUGGUAACAUGCACGCCAGAACGAAAGUAUAUGAACAUAAUCAACCACGCCGGUGCUUACAUAACUUACGUUCUGACGUUUGUUACAUGGAACAAAAGUCUCUCAAGCAGCGACGGAACAACAUAAUUAUAAUAACAAAAGUGUGUCCGAUAUACUUGCAGCCACGCCGUUUCUGCAGUAUAUACAGGACAGAAAUAGUGGCAAGGGUAUAUCAAGGAUUUACUGGUGAAACCCGAUAAAUCGAGAUAAUUAAAUUUUUCUUUGAAAUAAGAAAACAUUGUGGAAAUUGCACUUAGUUCCAAUUUCAAAAACCUGUUUGCUCAACUUAUCGGGUUUCACCAAUAAACUCUCGAUAUACAGGACAGAAAUUCGUACCUAAUGAACUGCCAACAUUUUCAUUGCAAAGCAGCUCUUGUAAAUUAACCUAUAAGAAUAGUAGACUAUUACAAUGGUCUACAUUGCUGCUAAUGUUACAGAAUGAAAGGAUUUUGUUUUUCUGGAGCCAGGGAUGAAUAAUUUGGACUUUACACAAGAAUUUAAUGAUUAAAUUUUGUAGGGCAUCUUAUAAAUAGUAAUUCUUUGCAGUCAUAAAACCAUUAAAAAGUUACUCCCACGGCAACAUAAUCAAUAAUAUCGUAAUCAAUCUCGUAAUAAGAAGUGUAUUUUAGUAGUUUGAUAGAGAUCAAUCUGUGUUUGGGAAUAACUAUUAAAUUAAUAAAUGAUUGU